GGCCAUCACCACCUCGCCCGCAUCAGCAACAACCCACCCGCGCCUCUCACCACCCGUUCUCUCCUUACAAGCCACGUCUAUCCUUGGCAGUAGCAUCCCCAUCAGCACCACCGAUAUUACGCCCUCGUCCUAACCGCAAACAUGCCCAGCGCCACGGGCUCCAGCUGGGAGAAGUACCAGAAGAACUUCGCCGACGACGAGGUUGAGGAAAAGAAGAUCACACCCCUCACCGAUGAAGACAUUCAGGUGCUGAAGACGUACGGCGCGGCACCCUACGGCGCGGAGCUCAGGAAGCUCGAGAAGGAGAUCAAGGACAAGCAGCAGACAAUAAACGAGAAGAUUGGUGUCAAGGAAUCAGACACCGGGCUCGCUCCGCCGCACCUCUGGGAUAUCGCCGCCGACCGCCAACGAAUGCAAGAAGAGCAGCCCCUGCAGGUCGCCCGCUGCACCAAGAUAAUACAAGACGAGAAGGACUCGGAGAAGAGCAAAUAUGUCAUCAACGUCAAGCAGAUCGCCAAAUUCGUCGUCAACCUCGGAGAGCGCGUCUCGCCCACAGAUAUCGAGGAGGGCAUGCGGGUGGGUGUCGACCGCAACAAGUACCAGAUCCUGCUGCCUCUGCCGCCCAAGAUCGAUCCCUCGGUCACCAUGAUGACGGUCGAGGACAAGCCGGACGUCACAUACGGAGAUGUAGGAGGCUGCAAGGAGCAGAUCGAGAAGCUGCGAGAGGUCGUCGAGAUGCCCCUACUGUCGCCAGAACGCUUCGUCAACCUCGGUAUCGACCCCCCGAAGGGCGCUCUUCUCUAUGGCCCCCCCGGAACCGGAAAGACACUAUGCGCGCGAGCCGUCGCCAACCGCACAGAUGCCACCUUCAUUCGAGUCAUCGGUUCCGAGCUAGUCCAGAAGUACGUCGGCGAGGGAGCGCGUAUGGUUAGGGAGCUAUUUGAGAUGGCGCGGACAAAGAAGGCGUGCAUCAUCUUCUUCGACGAAAUCGAUGCCGUGGGUGGCGCGCGUUUCGACGACGGCGCAGGCGGCGACAACGAAGUGCAGCGUACCAUGUUGGAGCUCAUUACACAACUCGACGGCUUCGACGCCCGAGGAAACAUCAAGGUCAUGUUCGCCACAAACAGACCCUCCACCCUCGAUCCCGCGCUCAUGCGUCCCGGCCGUAUCGACCGCAAGAUCGAGUUCUCGCUCCCCGACAUGGAGGGCCGCGCAAACAUCCUGCGCAUCCACGCGAAGAGCAUGAGCGUCGAGCGCGACAUCCGCUGGGAGCUCAUCUCGCGUCUGUGCCCGAACAGCACCGGCGCGGAGCUGAGGAGUGUGGCGACAGAGGCCGGCAUGUUUGCCAUCCGCGCGAGGAGGAAGGUCGCGACCGAGAAGGACUUCCUGGCUGCCGUCGACAAGGUUAUCAAGGGCAACCUCAAGUUCAACUCUACCGCGACGUACAUGCAGUACAACUAGACGCAGUUCCGUGGGGGAAGGAUGGCUGCAACGCUGCAGCGGAUCGAGAGCUCGGCUCUUGUAUGACUAGAUAUCACGAGAGCUAUCAAUGUAGCCAUAAUGCAUGCUUGAACAAUGAGUAAAUGAAUGCAUCCGGAGCCGUGAACUCAGAUCGUGGAUUGAUGACGGCCCGCAUGCUCGCUUGAAGUUGGAGAGAGAACGUCAUUUUGAGGUCGUACUGCAGGAGUCCCGUUCGU
This is a messenger RNA of Didymella exigua CBS 183.55, 1697 nucleotides long. RefSeq names its product 26S protease regulatory subunit 7. Gene Ontology annotation, molecular function: ATP hydrolysis activity; proteasome-activating activity; ATP binding. The transcript is spliced from 3 exons. Gene Ontology annotation, cellular component: proteasome regulatory particle, base subcomplex. The coding region runs from base 142 to 1461 and encodes 439 amino acids. The record is from RefSeq and is a predicted model, not a curated record. NCBI's taxonomy places the organism in Eukaryota, Fungi, Ascomycota, Dothideomycetes, Pleosporales, Didymellaceae. Gene Ontology annotation, biological process: proteasome-mediated ubiquitin-dependent protein catabolic process.